GGGGACGCGCGAGCGCCGACCCGGAAACGGCGGCGGCGCCAGGCUCCCGCGCCCGCGCCCCGCGCCUGCCGCCCGCGCCGGCCUCAGGAGAAGACACUCAGGACCUAGAGCGUGAAUCACCAGUUCGAGGUUACCAAGUCGCAUUCCCUGAGUUCUCCUGGUGUGCGGAACCCCGAUGACACGCCUCAAUACUUGGAGUAGCACAGAGUGACAUUCUGGAUUUGGCACAGGUUUUGAAAUUCGAUUAAAUUUCCCCUCCUCCUAAUUCAGCUGUGAAUCCAUCAGGACCUGCGCUUUUCUUUGUUGACAGGCUCAGAGGCUGACUUUGAACUUGUGACCCUCCUGCCUCAGCCUCCUAAGUAGCUGUGAUUAGAGGCCUGCGCCACCACACCCAGCUGAGUAAACUAAUUUUAGAGAUUCAUUUUUGUCAUCUGCUUUUUAAUAAGGAUAGGAGGACAAGGACAGAAUCACCAGCACUGGCUGAAGGUUUGCUGGCAUGGGUAAUCUCAUUAAGGUGCUAACCAGGGACAUAGACCACAAUGCAGCACAUUUUUUCUUGGACUUUGAAAGUACCUUAACAUGGGGAAUCUUCUUAAAGUUUUGACAUGCACAGACCUUGAGCAGGGGCCAAAUUUUUUCCUUGAUUUUGAAAAUGCCCAGCCUACAGAGUCUGAGAAGGAAAUUUAUAACCAGGUGAAUGUAGUAUUGAAAGAUGCAGAAGGCAUCUUAGAAGACUUGCAGUCAUACAGAGGAGCUGGCCAUGAAAUACGAGAGGCAAUCCAACAUCCAGCAGAUGAGAAGUUGCAAGAGAAGGCAUGGGGUGCAGUCGUUCCAUUAGUAGGCAAAUUAAAGAAAUUCUAUGAAUUUUCUCAGAGGUUAGAAGCUGCAUUGAGAGGCCUUCUGGGCGCCUUGACCAGCACCCCAUAUUCUCCCACCCAGCAUCUAGAGCGAGAGCAGGCUCUUGCUAAACAGUUUGCAGAAAUCCUUCACUUCACACUCCGCUUUGAUGAACUCAAGAUGACAAAUCCUGCCAUACAGAAUGAUUUCAGCUACUACAGACGAACGUUGAGUCGAAUGAGAAUUAAUAAUGUUCCAGCAGAAGGGGAAAAUGAAGUGAAUAAUGAAUUGGCAAAUCGAAUGUCUUUAUUUUAUGCUGAAGCAACCCCAAUGCUGAAAACGUUAAGUGAUGCUACGACCAAGUUUGUAUCAGAGAAUAAAAACUUACCAAUAGAAAAUACCACCGACUGUUUAAGUACCAUGGCUAGUGUAUGCAGAGUCAUGCUGGAAACACCGGAAUACAGAAGCAGGUUUACCAAUGAAGAGACAGUAUCAUUCUGCCUGAGGGUAAUGGUGGGUGUCAUAAUACUUUAUGAUCACGUACAUCCUGUGGGAGCAUUUGCCAAAACAUCCAAAAUUGAUAUGAAAGGUUGUAUCAAAGUUCUUAAGGACCAGCCUCCUAAUAGUGUGGAAGGUCUGCUAAAUGCUCUCAGGUACACAACAAAACAUUUGAAUGAUGAGACUACCUCCAAGCAAAUAAAAUCCAUGCUGCAAUAACAGUUCUGGAGUAAGCACCUGCUGUAGACAGAAGACAGUAUUCUGCAAUGACUGAGAAUGCACAGUUUUUUAGUGAUUGCAAUUACUAUCUCAUUUACUCUUGCUUUUAUUUCUUUCCUCUGUUCCUCUUCCCUCUUUUUUAAUCAUGUUCUUGACUUCUUUUCUGUGCCAAAAUCAGUACAGUUACACUCUGAAGGGAGGUUGGCCCUUCGCACAGGCCAUCUAAGGCAGCUAAUUAUGCAUUGCAUUGGGAUCUCUACUGAGAAAAAUUCCGUGACUUGAACUAAAUAUUUUUAAAUGUGGAUUUUUUUUGAAAACUAAUAUUUAAUAUUGCUUCUCCUGCAUGGCGAAACUGCCUAUUCUGCUAUUUAAAACCCUCAGUGACUUUAUUUUCUACUGCCGCUUUUUUCAUGUGCCACCAAAAUGAAACGUUUAAAUUAACUGUGUUGUACAAAUGGUACCCAACACAAACUUUUUUUAAAUUAGUAAGACUUUUGUUUAAAGUUUUAAGUUUGCAUUUUGACCUUUUUUGUAAGGAUGUAUGUUGUGUGUUUAACCUUUAUUAACUAACGUUAAAAACUGUGAUGUGUGCGUAGAAUAUUACGUAUGCAUGUUCAUGUUUAAAGAAUGGCUGUUGAUAAAAUAAAAAUCAGCUUUCAUUUUUCUAAGUGUGGCUUGUUUACUAUGUUUUGUUUUUAGGCUUCUGAAGUUUACUCUGUGUAUAUUUUUGUGGAAUGCAUAAACACAUUACAAAAUUUCUCCUUUUUUCAGAGAAUAGGUAGCAGUGUCUUUUCCAUGGUAUUUUUCUCCUAUUGUCUGUGUAAAUAAUUUUAAUUGCAUUUAAUACUUUGCUGUAUAUAAUAAGACCAGGGAUUUUGACCUGACUUCUGUUCUUGGUUUACUGUUGUACAGACACAGUGGUAGAAAGGAAACCAACUUGCUUGAUUCUCAGUUUCAGGAGUAAAAGGGCACCAGUGUAAAGCAAGGUGGUGUGGCAGGAAGAGCAGCCCUUAGAACUGAUAGGCCUAUGAGCACGCGGGCCCUUCCAAGAAGAAAACAGAAGGCCGUGAAAUCACUAGUGGGAAAAACUACUGUGUUUGUACUUUGAGGUCAUAAAGCCUAAAAUCAUGGCAUCUGAACCUCAUGGUGGGAGAAGCUGCUUGAAGGCUGGCUGAUGCAGCCACACCAGUGGCUCAGUGACCAGCACAUCCGAGGUGUGAUACACUUGAGCUGGCAGCCGUGGAAGAGCACCCCAGAGCCUGCCCUCCGCGUUCUGCAUUCCUGUGCCAGGCCACGGCACAUAGCCCGUCCUGAUCAGAUCCUGCUGCCUUCUCCCUGCUCUCCUGCUUCACAGCCUGCUCACCAGCCAAGCUCAGUGGCCUGCUGUGCACAGCCUGCCUCGCUCAUGUGGUGUUGCUUCCAUACUGAUCUCACUGGAACCUGAAUCUGACUUCCUCUUCCUCCUUCAUGUCGAUCUGAUGAGCCCCAACUCUCAUCUGUCAAGGAUCGGUUUAUGUUACCUCUUUCCUACAGUUUUCUGGAUAACGUUGGCCGUGUCUUUGUAUACAUCUAAGAGAACCAUAAUGAGUUGAAUAAUCCCCUUUCCCAAGAACCUUGUAUCUGGAACCUGAACGUAUGACCUUAUUUGUCAAUGAAACUCAGGAGCUGGAGGGGACACCAUCCAGGAUGCAGGUGGACCGUAGAUCUAAUGACAGUUCCUUAGGAAAGAAAAGGGGGACAUACAGAGCAGGAGCCAUGGGGGAUGGCAGGAGAGGCAAGCACUGUGCCUAGAAGCCAAGCAGGCUUAAGAAUUGCUGGAGCCACAGAUGUUAGGGAAGGGUCCUGAACUCUCUGGCAGACCACUCCUAGGGAACCAAUCUGAUUGAUGCUUUGGUUUCUCACUUUUGUCCUCUAGGAGGUGAAAAAGUGAAUUUCUAUUGCAAGCCACCCGGUUUGUAGUAAUUUGUUAUAGCAGCCCUAGGAAUUUCAAGUAUCUCUUACAACAUUUCUGCUAUUUGAAUGCACUUUUGGCUGUCUUUUCUGAUCCUACAGGAAGACGGUGUUAAAGCUUUACAAAAGAGCCAUGUCUCGGUGGUCCUUCCGUGUCCCAAGGAAGGAUCCUGCACAGAGCCCAAAUCUGAAUAGGUGCCAAAUGAAUGGUUGAAGCAAGUGCUAUAAAAACAGUAAUUCACUACGGCCUAUUCAGGGGACAGGUCAUGUUCUGCAUGUUGAAGAAUAAGUAAAAAAAGUCAGCUCUAGCCCAGGGGUCAGCAUACUGGUCAGUGGGCUAGCCCAUCCACUGUCUGUUUUUGUAUAUCCUGUGAGCUAAAAAUGGUUUCAAAAAGGUUAAAAAAAAAUAAUGAUUUUUUAGAAGGUUGAAUAAGUAUUUUGUAGCAUGAGAAAAGUAUAUGAAAUUCAGAUUUCAGUGUUCAUAAAUAAAAUUUUAUUGGAACUUA
Cavia porcellus (domestic guinea pig) is the source of this 4010-nucleotide messenger RNA. It is a transcript of the gene Cyrib, whose product is annotated as CYFIP related Rac1 interactor B. Lineage: Eukaryota; Metazoa; Chordata; Mammalia; Rodentia; Caviidae. Gene Ontology annotation, biological process: regulation of actin filament polymerization; positive regulation of T cell activation. The coding region runs from base 580 to 1554 and encodes 324 amino acids. Gene Ontology annotation, molecular function: small GTPase binding. The transcript has 17 exons. The record is from RefSeq and is a predicted model, not a curated record.